Messenger RNA from Capronia epimyces CBS 606.96, 1782 nucleotides. RefSeq lists its product as uncharacterized. The transcript is spliced from 2 exons. NCBI's taxonomy places the organism in Eukaryota, Fungi, Ascomycota, Eurotiomycetes, Chaetothyriales, Herpotrichiellaceae. Gene Ontology annotation, cellular component: plasma membrane. Gene Ontology annotation, biological process: iron ion transport; copper ion import; intracellular iron ion homeostasis. The coding region runs from base 1 to 1782 and encodes 593 amino acids. The record is from RefSeq and is a predicted model, not a curated record. Gene Ontology annotation, molecular function: ferric-chelate reductase activity.
AUGACUUCUCCUGCCACCAAGAAAUACCUCGAUGGACUCAACAAAUCUCUUCCUCACAACUACCUGUAUGCCAUGGCUGGAUUGGUGCUCACGAUUUAUGUGCUUCACAGCCUCGGUCGCCUCAAGAGGCAUGUCCGCCAUCUGGCCUCCCUGAACGGCCAGUCGGGAGCGCAUCGGCUCUUCGCCUCCACCUCUCCAUCCAUCGCCUGGCUGAAGGGGCAUGUCCUUUACGCACCCAUGUUUAAAUACAGACGAGCGACCGAGACCCGGAUCGGUUCUCGUAUCAGUCUGGGCUCGCUCCCGACCCGCCUUCAGGGCCUAUUCCUCUUCUUCCUCGUCGCAUUCAACGUCAUGGCAUGUGUCUGGCAGGUUCCCUGGUCAUCACCUGAGCUGCAAGUGUUGCCCAUCUUGAGAAAUCGUACCGGGACUCUAGCUACUGCCAACCUCAUUCCCAUUUGCGUCCUCGCUACCAUCAAGAACCCAUUGAUCAAUGCUCUGGAGAUUUCUUACGAUUCAUUCAAUCUUGUCCACAGAUGGAUGGGUCGUCUGAGCAUUCUUCAGGGCCUCGCCCAUACCCUGUGCUGGAUGAUAGCCAAAGUACAAAAGGGCGGCUGGACUACCGUUACAGCCUCUUUCACUCAUUCAUCUUUUAUCUACACCGGGUUGAUCGCGACUGUCGGGUUCACGGUGAUUGGAUUACAAUCCCCCAAGAUGUUCAGGUCCCUGGCAUAUGAGUUCUUUCUUCACUCCCAUAUCAUACUCGUAGCAAUGGCCUUUGCGGGCUUAUGGAUCCACCUGAAGCAACUCCCACAACAGGCCAUGUUGCUUGCUGCCAUCCUCAUUUGGGUGGUCUCACGAUUGUGGCGACUGGCCACCACCAUCUAUCGCAGUUGUGGACAUGGCGGCUCCAAGGCAGUCGUUGUGGCGCUCCCUUCCGGCGCGGUCAAGAUCCAGCUGUUCUGUGCGCGACCGUGGAAGGUCAAAAACGGGCAAACUCUCUACCUUAGCAUUCCGUCGGUCGGUCUUUGGACCGCUCACCCCUUCUCCGUCGCCUGGGGUGAUACCGGAAGCGGCCUGACCGGCGGCGACGUCGACUCGGUGGAAAGCAACCACGGUGGCCUCGCAGAUGACAAGAUACCCAUCUUUGCUGUCCGGGAGGUGGGCCACACCAAGGAGACGGACGGCACAAUCCACCUCAUCGUCAAGCGACAAACUGGCUUUACAAGGAAGCUGUUUGAAAAGGCCCAAGAGCAAAGGUUUUCCAGAGUCACAUUGAAUGCUUACAUCGAGGGCCCGUAUGGACACGAAAAGAGCAUGGCAAGCUUCGGAACCGUCUUGCUUUUUGCCUCGGGCGUGGGCAUCACCCACCAGAUGCUGUAUGUCAAAGAACUCGUGCAGGGAUUCGCCGACGGCACUGUCGCCACCCAACAAAUCACCCUGGUUUGGGUGGUUCCCGAUGCGGAAUGCCUCGAGUGGGUGCGUGCCUGGAUGUCCGAGAUCUUGGGGAUGGAAAAGCGGCGAGAAGUGUUGAAGGUGUUCCUGUACAUCACCCGAUCCAGUCCUGUGCGUGGAGAUUUCCGCUCCAGCGCCAAUGUGAGGAUAUGCAGAGGGAGACCCAAUGUUGCUGAUAUCAUUCUGGCAGAGGCCAGAGAGCGGACGGGCGCCAUGGCGGUGAGCGUCUGUGCUUCUGGUUCCUUGUCGGAUCAUGUUCGUCAAGCCACCCGUCUUGCCAUUGGCCAAGGAGUGAAUGCUUCGUUUGCAGAAGAAGGGUUCGGAUGGUGA